AUGUCGCAAGAUUGCCCAACGCUUAAAAUAAAGGACGGUAAACUCAAAGGAUUCAUGAGCCAGGCAGACGAUCCUUCAGCAGUUCCGGUUUACAAUUAUCUAAAUAUACCAUUCGGGAAACCCCCAACAGGGAAAAGAAGAUUUCUAGCUCCGGAAAAAUCCGAACCAUGGGACGGAAUAUUAGACGCCACGAAGCCUACCCAUCAUCCACCACAAGACAACGAGAUAGGUCACAUGUACGCGGAUUAUCUUCCAAUGAAAGAUACCCUGGGUGCGCCAACUGAAAGACAAUCAGAAGAUUGCCUUCGACUGAAUGUUUUUACACCAUCAGUGGAAAAAUCAUCAAAACUGGCGGUUAUGGUAUGGAUAGUAGGAGGUGGCUACAUGCGAGGUAUGGCAGGAAUAUAUGACGGUGUUGCGUUAUCAGGAAUGAAUAACGUGGUCACCGUAUCACCGAACUACAGAGCAAACGCAUUAGGAUUUUUAUCGCUUGGAAAAAACAGCAAAGUACCAGGAAACAACGCUCUUAGAGAUAUUAUUCUUGCUUUGGAAUGGGUCCGAGACAAUAUAGAAUCUUUUGGUGGCAAUCCCAGCAACGUCACAAUAUUCGGUGAAAGUGCCGGAGGAGUGAUGACGGAAUUGUUGAUGAUGUCACCACUGUCCCGUGAUCUGAUUCACAAAGCGAUAUCAAUGAGCGGAUCCCCUCUUGCUCCAACUGUCUUCGGAGGAGGCGAGGCCACAAGAGAAGUCUUGCUUAAAGCACUUAACAUUAAUGCCAGCGAGCCCGACGCUAUAUUGGAAAAACUUCAAGAGGUUCCAGUGGAUGUUUUAAUCGAAGUACAGAAGAAAUUUUACGGCCCAUAUGCAUUCCAACCAAUUGUUGAUGGGCACGUUAUAACGGAUACACCAGAAAAUAUUUCAAGUACUGGACAGCGCCACAAAAUACCUUUUUUAACGGGGGUUUGUGACUCUGAAUGCGCCGGAAUUUUAGCUUUUGUACUGCCCCCGCGCUAUAUGGAAGGAAGUAGCAAAGAAGAAGUCAAAGCAGUAUUUGAGGAAGCUUUUAAAUUGAGACAUCCGAAUACUGCAUGUGAUAAAGUUGUGGAUCGACUCAUGGCUGCAUAUUCUGAUGUAGCGGCCGACAACGACAAAUACAAGUACAGUAGAGUAUACGCAGAAAUGGCGGGUGAUUCGAUUUUUGUUGUUCCAGCGAUUGUAUCGGCCACAGCACAUUCAGCUAUGCAGUGUCCAACUUACUUUUACUACAUCACAAAACCAAUUGAAUUCAACCAUUCGGAAUCGAACGGACCAGGAAUCAAAAACAAGUUGGAUUUUGUUAAAUGCGAUCACGCCGCUUGGCGAUGA
Molecule: messenger RNA, 1365 nt
Organism: Styela clava
Lineage: Eukaryota; Metazoa; Chordata; Ascidiacea; Stolidobranchia; Styelidae
Source: RefSeq, a predicted model, not a curated record